AUGGCAAAAACCUCUGCAUCCCAGCUCGUGAGGGCAAAGCAACACAUCACAAACAAUCAAAAACUCCAAGAAGAUGUUGACAAACUACAGAACCAGACAUUGAGUGCUCGCAAAGCACCAGAUCCGUCAUCAUCCCAAGCUAUGCAACCUUCCUUCUCCCUCCCAGCUGCUUAUCGCUAUGGACCUCGCUAUAUUCCUAACCCAACCAUCCCACCACAGCCAGCACCUUCAUACCAAAUGAUACCACCAGCCCCAACGCAUGCACAACUACUACCAGCAGCACCAGCCCCCCAAACCCCCCAGAACCCGUUUAGCGGGACAGCGCCAGUACCCAGAACAAACCUUUUCUAUGAACCAGCUGUACAUGACAACGGCGGAGAUGACCUUCCAUUUGCACCGAUAUUUCUAAUUGUUACUAUACCCCCAGAUGAAAUUGCUGAUUCCAGUUCACAGGAAAAACACGGACGGUCAAUACCAAACACUGAACAUUACGUGUUCGAAGUCAACGUGCGAGUCACAAAGGACCAGCUGGAGCUGCACACAGAAGGCCUGGCAAGAGCAGGAGCACACGUAGUGCAGGCAGACCAAUGGCCAAUAGUUUCACCGGUAACAGAACAAGCACCAUUAUCACCAUGCUCACCUGUCUCCUUCAUAGCAACCGAAACCAAGGUCGGAAAUGUUAAUCCGCCCAUAUGGCCAGUUUUGAACCAACUCAAGCAUGAAACAUUGGGUGAAGUACCCGAAUUCCCGACAGCCUCAAUCACGCCCAGCAUUUAUUCUCGACAUACCAACCCAUUCAAUCCAGUGCGAGUAGCAGAAAUAAUGAGAGUGAUAAAAAUCAGUGAGGAUCUCUCAGAUGACCAAAGAUCACAGGUGCGUACUCUCUGCAAAGAAUUUGCUGACAUGUUUGCCCUUAGCAUCAGCGAAGUAUACCCGGUGGACUUCAAGACAUUCAAGCUGCACUUUCCUGAGGGAGCCACGUUCAGGACAAAGGUUAAUCAACGACUGUUGACGCCACCGCAGCGGGAAUUCCUCUAUGAAAGACUCAAUGAGCUCGAGAAGGCAGGUAUCAUCUGUCGAAUUGAGCCAGAAGAAGUCAAGGCUGCAAGCCCUACAGUACUAGCACAGAAGGCACACGGGCAGAUGGACUGCCAUUAG
Messenger RNA from Suillus paluster, 1158 nucleotides. RefSeq lists its product as uncharacterized. The record is from RefSeq and is a predicted model, not a curated record. The transcript has 2 exons. The coding region runs from base 1 to 1158 and encodes 385 amino acids. Lineage: Eukaryota; Fungi; Basidiomycota; Agaricomycetes; Boletales; Suillaceae.